GGGCCUGAAGCAAUUGGCGAGCCGGCCCCGCCGAUCCCGAAACGGCAUGUAUAUACCACACAUGCAUGCGCGACAACGGCAUACAAACAAUUGGCAGUCCGCCUAGAAGACACCCUUGCAUAUUCCUUCGGUCGAAAUAUCUGCAUCAUGCCUAACGGAAACUGGAUCCUCGGAGACCUCUUCACCAAGGAAUAUGGACAUCGCGGCAGUAUUCAGAAACUCUGGGAACAACGAUGGAAGUUUCCCUGCACAAAAGGCGUCUACCCUUUCCAUGAUGGGAAGUUCGAAGAUUUCGAACCGAUCUUUAAGCAUCUCAUUGACAACAACAUCAACGACCCGUACGAUGAUGCAUACACAAAUGCUUUCUUAUCAACUGCGCAACGCCUAGCGAAAGAAGCUAAAGAGAUGGAGAGCAAGGACAAAGAGGCAGCGAAGAAGCUAUACCUAAACGCCAACGCCGUGUACAGAUUAGCGCGAUUCCCCUACAUCGGCACAGAGCUAAAGAAGAGGGUCUUCGAAGAGCAAAAGGAAGUUUACUUCCGCGGCGCACAACUAUGGGACAUUCCUCUCGAAGAAGUCGUGAUACCACACAAACAAGCCUCCAACGGUGACGGCACCUCAAUACCCCUCUACAUCCGCAAACCCACCGGCCCGGGCCCCUUCCCCACCGUCCUCCUCAUCACCGGCCUAGACGGCCACCGCCCCGACAACACCGAGCGCACCCAAGAGCAUCUGAACCGCGGCUGGGCAACUGUAAUCUGCGACAUACCCGGCACAACCGUCGACUGUCCCGCCAAUAAGCGCGAUCCGCUCUCCCCGGACCGCCUCUUCAGCAGCAUUCUAGACUGGAUCAAAGAGACAUCAUAUCUAGACGAGAAGAAAGUCAUAGCAUGGGGUCUCUCAGCCGGCGGCUACUACGCCAUCCGCCUCGCACACACGCACUCUUCCCGCCUCCUCGGCAGCGUCGGCCACGGUGCCGGUACACACCACUACAUCGGUUCGGAAUGGCUCUCCCAGAUCUCCAAACACGAAUACCCGUUCGGUCUCGAAGAAGCCUACAUCCAGAAAUACGGCUAUUCGUCCUUCGAGGAGAUGAAAGACAAAUGCCAAGACGAAUUCUCGCUCGUGAGUGGGAAAGGCGAGGGUGUGGCUGUUGUAGGGAUGGGUAUGAGCAGUUGUAGGUUGUUGCUUGUGAAUGGCGUGUUAGAUGGGUGUAUGCCGGUUGAGGAUAGUAUGUUGCUGGCCGAGUAUGGGAGUCCAAAGGAGAUGCGGUUUAUGCAGGGGAGGUUGCAUAUGGGGUAUCCUGAGGCGAAUGGGACGGUUUAUCCGUGGAUGGAGGGGGUUAUGGGUGGCGUUUAGAUGGGGAGUAGUAUGCUGAGAAUGUUCAUUACGAUUAAUCAGAUCUUUCGACAUAUGGAGCUUUGUCCGAGGCUCACUAUAUAUGUCAAGACAGCUGCAAACCUCAACUACCUGCUCGCGUUAGGUUGGGACAAAAAGGAACGCAAACUCAAGAUGGCCAUAAUAGUAACAAAGAUCUUUGAGUAUUCCAAUCUUCAG
Alternaria rosae is the source of this 1557-nucleotide messenger RNA. Its product is annotated as pigment biosynthesis protein Ayg1. Lineage: Eukaryota; Fungi; Ascomycota; Dothideomycetes; Pleosporales; Pleosporaceae. The record is from RefSeq and is a predicted model, not a curated record. The transcript has a single exon. Bases 148 to 1359 code for a protein of 403 amino acids.